This is a messenger RNA of Triplophysa rosa, 2931 nucleotides long. It is a transcript of the gene plekhg7, whose product is annotated as pleckstrin homology domain containing, family G (with RhoGef domain) member 7. Lineage: Eukaryota; Metazoa; Chordata; Actinopteri; Cypriniformes; Nemacheilidae. The coding region runs from base 419 to 2569 and encodes 716 amino acids. Gene Ontology annotation, molecular function: guanyl-nucleotide exchange factor activity. The transcript is spliced from 17 exons. Gene Ontology annotation, biological process: Rho protein signal transduction. The record is from RefSeq and is a predicted model, not a curated record.
CACAAUACAGCUACGCUCCACCUCCUCUGACCUCGGGCAACAUCCAUCCAGACCUCCCUCAUACACAAUACCUGCUAAACCACAGAGGGAAAUAUUCUCUUUAAAUCACGCGCUUGUUUCACUCUAAAUAAAUAGGACUUUGUUCAUUUUCAUUUCUGAACUGUGAGUUUUUUUAUUCAUGUAAAUGCUCUGAAACACCGCGCCUUUGGUCCAGCUCUGUUGCUUUUACCACCCGGUUCUCUGCUCAUGCGGACCGCAUCCCAUCGCAACAGCCCGGACACCCAAAAACCAAACUCUCUGAACUCCCAGAGAGACAUGGAUUGGAAUUGGACGCGUUUUUGUGGGAACGACUCUAGCCAAACCGCGUCUGAUUCCUAAUCUGCCUUCUGUUGUUGGAUAUAAUGCCAUAUUGCUCAAAAUGACUGAGCUGAAUUAUGCCUUCAUAAGCGAAAACGGGAAGGAAGUGGAUAAAACUUUGGACUGGAGUUAUAUAGAAUGGAACGAGAAGGAGAGCGUAAAAGUGACGGAUGCGCAAACCCAAACUCAGUUUGGACCAACCGAUGACAAAGAGACGCAAACGAGGAGUCCUUUCAUAAUGCGUAUAGAUUUGGGAAGGACGCCCACCAGACUGAGGUACGGUUCGGUCGCGGAGGCUGACGGCUUGUCCACAAAUUUCUUUCAGUUUGAUAGACAAGCACCGGCCCGGAUCUCCACGUCUCCUACUCUGAGGAGAAUGAGGAGCACUAGACUCCCCUACCGAGACCAGGGCAGGUUUGAUGAGGUAUUGGGAGAGGAGCCACCUUCUCCGAGGAAUCCCCCGUCGCCGUCUCCUCUGGCGGUCAAGUCGGAUGGAGAGACAGGGAGCUUUGAGUCCUCAAGGAAAGUCUGGUCUCAUAGAUCAAAGACUCUUUACAAUGGCGUCAUGUGCAAAAGUCAAGGGUCUCGCGAUUCAAAAGAUGUUGAUUCAGAUGACAAUGCUGAGAGCUCCACUGAUGACAGUGAGCAGGUGAACGAGGCAGGUCAUAAAAGGCUGCAGGAGAGGAGGCGGAGCUCUAUGGUCGUGAGUCUUCCCGGAUUGGAUGUUUCCCCUGGAGAUUUAUUUGUGUCCAAUGGCAUGGCUGAUAUUUUAAAUAAAUCCUCUUUUUCAGACACUAAGAAAUCAAAGUGGCCAUUUUCAAGGCGUGGAACACAGACAAAAGGGAUGGUUCGCAGCGUCGCAGACAUUGACAAGUGUUUGGCUGGCAUUCAGGUUCAGGAGUGGAGGGACACAGACUUUAAGACGUAUAAGGAUAUGUCUUUAGAGGAGUUUCUGAGAGGUCGCUCUGAGCUGGGAGCAGCAAAGGAUCCUGAAGCUUACAGAAAGCAGGAGGCCAUCUGGGAGCUGUUUACCAGUGAAUGCGUCUACUUCCUCGAUCAGCUCAUGGUUUUGAAAGAGGUGUUUUUGACCACACUGUCAGACCUGCAGAUGAGAGGGUGCCUACAGGACAUUGAUUCUUGGAGGAUUUUUGCAAAUCUCAAUGAGCUUUGCUUGGUUAGCUUUGGCUUUCUCACUAGUCUCUUGCGUGUCAUUAAGGAAUUGUGGAUAAAUCCAGACUCGUAUAGUAGUCAGACUCUUUUGGAACUCCUCAAAAAGGUGUUUGGUGAAAGCAUUUGCCAUUGUCUACAGAAAUACUGCUUAAAUUACAGCACCGCCAUCCUUUAUCUGGACAGCCUGAAGUUUAGAGAGGACUUUGGCACUUUCGUAAAGUGGUGUGAACGAAGCGAGCACUGCCGCAGGCUGCAGUUGAAGGAUCUGCUGGUGGCUCCUCUGCAGAGGUUUACGCGGUACCCACUGCUGUUGAAGAAUAUAGGAAAGAAGGGCUGUUCAGAGGCAGAGGAGAACACACUACAGAACAUUGUGGACCUAGUCGAUACAGCCAUCUAUGACCUUGAGGGCAAAGUGAAGUGGUUGGACAACUAUCAGAAGGUCAAGCGGCUGAAGGAAGUUCUGGUGUGGCUUCCUGUGUGGGAGAGAGAGAAGAGAGCACAUGUCCCUGAGAAUCUGAAGCACUUGUUAAAAGCUGGGACCUUGGAGAACCUGGUGUCUCAUCGAAGUCUUCUGUACGACGGCAGACUCGUUCUAAUAGAAAACACAAAGCUGCAUGACGUUUACCUGUUUCUCUUUGACGAAUUCCUUCUCAUCACUAAGAUCAAGCGAAGCAAAAAGAAGUCUAGUGUGUUGGAGCCGAACCCUUUGCGUCCAGUUGUGGGCCAGGAGGUUGAAAUCUUAUUGCAAGACGGCUGUAGUUUCACUGUUCUGGAUCAGCCCAUCUCCCUGGACCGCCUUCAGUUAAAGAACAUAGACCAGCUCAAUGCCACAGCAUCUGGACUGCCUAAUUCUUUCAUAAUAAUGCAUCAGAAUCGCUAUCAGCAGUGCAUCGGAGUCUUCAUUCUACAAGCCCAGGCUGAAUCUGUAAAGAAAGCAUGGAUGUUGGAGAUUGAGAAUGCUGUCAAUUCUCUGCUGAAGCAGGAUUCCCAACAGCCUCGGGUCAAGAACUCUACUCUUUAUCUAGAGUCUUCACAAAUUUAACCUGUACAGAGACUUUCUGUAGAACUUUCCUCAAAGUGCCAUCGGACCACUUAGCAGAUCACUAGAGCAAAGAAAAACAUCUCAACAGCAUUUUUCCAUAAAAGAUUAUUGAAACAGAAAUACGCAAGUAUAUACUGUAGCAGCACAGUAAGGUUGUUGACCGGGACCUAUUGGUACAUGCUGUAGAACCACCGUAAGCCUGUAAUGCUGAUUAUAUCUGUAAACAUUUCUCAUUGUGUAGAAUGCUUAGAUAAACCAGUACAAAAAAGCUUCCAGAAAUGUGAAGAUGUAGAUUAUAAUGCAAUUUGUGGUUGUAAAUUAGUGAGAGUUAACAUUUUUGUAAAAUAAAGUGUUUGAAAUAA